CUUUCUUUUUUCCUUUAAAAUUAAACAAAUUAGGAAAAGAAAUUAACGACAACACACUUGCUCUGUUGCUUUUUGAUUUCCUGAAUAUUUGUAAAGUGGGGGAGAAAGAGAAGUGGUGGGUGGUGGGAGAGCAAGACUGGAAAAAGAGACCCCUCUGAAAUCAGAAAGAGUACCAAGAGAAAAAGAGAGAGAGAGGCCCAUCACCUCAUUUUCAGAGAUAGAUUGAACAACAUUUUUUGCUUUAGUUGUUGGCUUUUACAUGUUCUUCUGUGAUGGGUUUUCUCUGAAUUCUCUUCUUCAUUCUCCAUUAGUCCAUAACACCAUGAUUACCAACCUCUUUGCUCUCUUCUUCUUUCUCUCCUCUGCUUCACUCUGUCUUUCCUAUGAACCUCGCAACCAUGAAGUGGUGGCUUUGAUAAACCUGAAGAGCACUUUGAAUGAUCCUCAUGGGGUUUUAACCAACUGGGAUGGAGACUCUGUAGACCCAUGUAGCUGGGCUAUGAUCACUUGCUCAUCUGAGAAUGUUGUUGUAGGCCUAGGAGCUCCAAGCCAGUCUCUGUCUGGAACUUUAACUGCGGCUAUAGGAAAUCUCACAAAUCUUCGACAAGUGUUGCUGCAGAACAAUAAUAUAUCAGGUAAACUCCCAGCGGAGCUGGGUACUCUUCCCAAGCUUCAAACUCUAGAUCUCUCCAAUAAUCGAUUCUCGGGUGUCGUCCCAGACUCUCUGGGUCAGUUGAGUAGUCUGCAAUACCUGAGGCUGAACAACAAUAGCUUGUCUGGGGUUUUCCCUGUGUCUUUAGCCAAAAUCCCUGCGCUUGCUUUCUUGGACUUGUCUUAUAACAAUCUUAGUGGACCAAUACCCAAAUUCCCAGCCAGAACUUUCAAUGUUGUCGGUAAUCCACUGAUUUGUGGAAGCAGCUCCACAGAAGGAUGCUCUGGAUCAGCCCCUGUCCCUCUUUCGUUAUCACUAAAACCAUCACCUGGAAAAAACAAGUCCAAGAUAGUAGCAAUUGCACUUGGGGUGAGCUUGAGUUGUGCCUUUCUCAUGCUCCUAUCACUUGGAAUCCUCUGGUACAGAAAGAAGCAGAAGAGCCAAACCAUUCUGAAAUUCAGUGACAUUCAAGAAGAGGGACUUGUGAGCUUAGGCAACCUCAGAAACUUCACUUUCAAAGAGCUUCAAGUUGCCACGGACCAUUUUACCUCCAAGAACAUACUGGGUGCUGGAGGUUUUGGGAAUGUGUACAAGGGAAAGCUAGGGGAUGGGACUAUGGUGGCAGUGAAACGACUCAAGGAUGUAACAGGAACAGCUGGAGAGUCACAAUUUAGGACAGAAUUAGAGAUGAUAAGCCUAGCAGUGCACCGGAAUUUGCUUCGGUUAAUUGGAUAUUGUGCUACUUCUAAUGAGAGGCUUCUGGUGUACCCGUACAUGUCCAAUGGCAGUGUCGCCUUCAGGCUUAGAGGAAAGCCAACACUAGAUUGGAACACAAGGAAGAGAAUAGCAAUUGGAGCUGCUAGAGGUCUUCUGUAUCUACAUGAGCAAUGUGAUCCAAAGAUUAUACACAGAGACGUGAAGGCUGCAAAUGUGCUCCUAGAUGACUACUGCGAGGCAAUUGUUGGUGAUUUUGGCCUUGCAAAGCUCCUCGACCAUGCUGAUUCUCAUGUGACCACUGCUGUCCGUGGGACUGUUGGGCAUAUUGCACCAGAAUACCUUUCUACUGGUCAAUCAUCUGAAAAAACUGAUGUUUUUGGAUUUGGCAUUCUCUUGAUAGAGCUCAUAACUGGGAUGAGAGCUCUGGAGUUUGGCAAAACAGUUAAUCAGAAAGGAGCCAUGCUUGAGUGGGUGAAGACAGUACAACAAGAAAAGAAAGUGGAGCUCUUGGUGGAUAGAGAACUGGGGAACAAUUACGAUCGGAUUGAGGUUGGUGAAAUGCUGCAAGUGGCUUUGCUAUGCACUCAAUACCUACCAGCUCACCGCCCCAAGAUGUCGGAAGUGGUCCGGAUGCUUGAAGGCGAUGGACUAGCGGAGAAGUGGGCUGCGUCACAUAAUCAUAGUAAAUCCAACAUGGACCUCUUCCAUACUCACAACAGUAGCAAAAGCACUCCCCACAGUACUUGGAAUGCAUCGAAACAUGAUGGCAGUGAACGCAUGUUUGGCACAUCUAUGGAUGAGGAUGAUGAUGAGCAUUCCUUGGAUUCCUAUGCCAUGGAACUCUCCGGUCCCAGAUAGAAUAGAAAGUAAUAUGAUGAAUGAACAUAGAAGAAAAAGGUUGAGAAUUUUUUCCUGAAUUCUUUAUAAGAGAGAUAACCUCGGUUGUGCUUGGGAAGCUAACUUUUGUAAUUCCAGCUUUGUGGGUUUUGUAAAUAUGACUUUAUAUAUAAUCUUAUUAUUAUUAACAUUGUUAGGUUA
Rosa rugosa (rugosa rose) is the source of this 2407-nucleotide messenger RNA. Its product is annotated as probable LRR receptor-like serine/threonine-protein kinase At2g23950. The record is from RefSeq and is a predicted model, not a curated record. Lineage: Eukaryota; Viridiplantae; Streptophyta; Magnoliopsida; Rosales; Rosaceae. The coding region runs from base 260 to 2227 and encodes 655 amino acids. Gene Ontology annotation, biological process: protein phosphorylation. Gene Ontology annotation, molecular function: protein binding; protein kinase activity; ATP binding. The transcript has 11 exons.